Messenger RNA from Ananas comosus (pineapple), 1111 nucleotides. RefSeq names its product tRNA-specific adenosine deaminase 2. Gene Ontology annotation, molecular function: tRNA-specific adenosine-34 deaminase activity; zinc ion binding. Lineage: Eukaryota; Viridiplantae; Streptophyta; Magnoliopsida; Poales; Bromeliaceae. The transcript has 9 exons. The record is from RefSeq and is a predicted model, not a curated record. Bases 151 to 732 code for a protein of 193 amino acids. Gene Ontology annotation, biological process: tRNA wobble adenosine to inosine editing.
AAGGGCGGGGGAGCUGUCAACUAGGGUUUCAGAGUUUGGGAUAUUUUUCGGGGCUUCUUCCUCGUCGAGAUCGUCGCCGGAGGAUCCCGAGUCCCUCCGCCGCCGUGCUCCGCCGCCGCCUACAGUUUGUCGUCGUCGCCACCGCCACUGAUGGAAGUGGCUUCUGGAGAUGAUUCAACAUCCACAAUUGCUUUUAUGGAGCUUGCUUUAGAGCAGGCACAGUUUGCUUUGGACAAUCUUGAAGUCCCUAUUGGUUGUGUGAUAGUGGAGGAUCGCAAAGUUAUCGCCUCUGGUAGCAAUCGGACCACUGCAACACGAAAUGGUACGAGACAUGCAGAAAUGGAAGCUAUUGAUGCCCUUCUUGAGGAGUGGCAGAAGAUUGGACUUAACCAAUUGGAAGUUGCAGAAAAAUUUUCAAGAUGUGAUCUUUACGUUACAUGUGAGCCUUGCAUAAUGUGUGCCACAGCUUUGUCCAUACUUGGAAUAAGGCAGGUAUAUUUUGGGUGUGCUAAUGACAAAUUUGGAGGAUGUGGAUCAAUCUUGUCGCUGCACGAAAAUGUCUCUGAUAACAUAUCCAGCAGAAAUGGUAGUACGCAGACAAAGGGCUUUAAAUGCACUGGAGGGCUCAUGUCUGAACAUGCUAUUGCUCUUCUACGAUAUUUCUAUGAACAGGGGAACCCAAAUGCUCCGAAGCCUCACAGGCCAGUCCAAGGUUCUCAGCAACUACAUUGAGUAUUAGAUUUCCCUCUGCUUUUCUUCUUCUCGCCACGAGACUAAAUUUUUGAAGAGCUUUUAGGAAUCUACUAAGAACCUUAAAUCCGUUUCAACACAAUAUGAGAUCGUGCAGUUUACAUCAGGAAUAGCAUCCAAUUCUCCAUUAAAAGCUUAUAGCAGAUCGAUGACGAGAAAUGUACUCAUUGUAUGGUUGAAAAGUGUCUACACAACUGAUUGCAGGAAAUUUUCUUAUUAACUCACUACUGUAUUAUUAUUCUCCAGCUCUCAAAAGAGCUAUCAACUGACUUUUUGAGCAUCUUCUAUAGGGGUCCAUGGUUUGUGGGUAUGUUCAUACAUUUAAAGAUUUCACUAUAAAAUAACGGUUUCAUUUGUAUUA